CGCCAUGGGGAACGCAGAGAGCAGCGAUUUCCAGAAGCGAAUGGAGUUGGUCCCUGCCGCCGAUCAAGCCGAGAUCGAGCACAGUUUUGAAAACUUGUGUCCGGGGAAACACUUCUCCAGGAAGAGCCUGGGAUUGGCCGCCUUUAAGGAAUCCAGCGGGAUCUGCCUGCCCGGGGCCAUGUCUUUGCGGAUCUUCCGCGGUAUACAGGCUGAGAACGCCACCAGCAAGUCCUCUCCCCCUGCUGCGGAGAUCAGUAAAGAGCAGUUUGCACUGUUCGCCGUCGAUAUGCUGAGAGGGACGGCAGACGAGAAAUGCGCCAUUGUCACUCGCAUGAUGACAUCAGACAACAAAGAGGAGGUGAAGGGACGACAGGUGCAGCAGUUUCUGGAGGAUCUGAUUUGCGCGGUGGUCUACGUUCUGCGGCAUAACAAAGUACUGAGAGGCUGGUCCCUGGGAAACACCCGCGACUGCGAAUUGGGGAUACGCACGCUGUCCGCACAUCUGCUUUCUCAGUUGAGGCCGGCAGGUGGACAGACCCUUGAAGAGGUGGAGCUCCUUAGCUCCUCCUACACCCAGGCCUCCAUAACAGACUGGCUGUACCAGGCUCCGAUUGUCUCCAUGUUUCUGCGGGUUGUGGUGACGCUGGGCUUGUCCAUCUUGAAGAAGAGCGCAGAGCACCAGCUGGACCUCGGCUGUCUGGUGCCAAGGUGUAAGAAGGAGAAAGGGAGGACCUCCUGCAGCCUCCUGGACCUCCCUUCCGUCAUGUUCCUGAAUUCUCACCUCCCCUCUGCAAUGCAGCGCUCCUGGCGGCUCCUCUUCUCCACCAAGAUCCACGGAGAGAGCUUCUCCCAGCUCUGCGGGCACCUGGUGGAUCAGGGACCGAGCCUGCUGGUUCUCAGGGACUCGGACGGUUUCAUCUUUGGAGGGUUCGCCUCGCAGAACUGGGUGGUGAAGCCACAGUUUCAGGGUGACUGCAGAUGUUUCCUCUUCACUGUAUCUCCACGGCUUGAUAUCUACACCUACACUGGUUAUAACGACCACUACAUGUACCUGAACCACGGGCAACAGACCAUUCCGAACGGACUGGGCAUGGGAGGGCAGCAUGAGUAUUUUGGUCUGUGGAUCGACAGCAACUUUGGGAAAGGACACAGCAAAGCCAAGCCGAGCUGCACCACCUAUCACAGCCCCCAGCUGUCCGCCAAGGAGGAUUUCACCAUAGACGCCAUGGAGGUCUGGGCGCUCGGACAACUACCGGAACGCCUACAGAGUGUGAUGUGCGUCUUUCUCCCCACCACCAUCACUGAGUAUCCUCUCAAACCACCACCCACCCACCCAAUUUAA
Messenger RNA from Nanorana parkeri, 1342 nucleotides. RefSeq names its product TBC/LysM-associated domain containing 1 (gene MEAK7). The transcript is spliced from 7 exons. Lineage: Eukaryota; Metazoa; Chordata; Amphibia; Anura; Dicroglossidae. Bases 5 to 1342 code for a protein of 445 amino acids. The record is from RefSeq and is a predicted model, not a curated record. Gene Ontology annotation, biological process: TOR signaling.